Cicer arietinum (chickpea) is the source of this 1199-nucleotide messenger RNA. Its product is annotated as nascent polypeptide-associated complex subunit alpha-like protein 2. Lineage: Eukaryota; Viridiplantae; Streptophyta; Magnoliopsida; Fabales; Fabaceae. The record is from RefSeq and is a predicted model, not a curated record. Gene Ontology annotation, cellular component: nascent polypeptide-associated complex.
GGGCCCAUAAACGAAUGGCCCAAAAAAUGAGAAAACCCUUGAAUAGAAUAGAGGCGGAAUAAGUAGCAGCAAGAUUGUUAUCACAUUUCCUUUCCCUUCUUCUAUCUAAUCCAUUUUAUCAUCUCCACUCACUACUCUCUAACCAUGGCUCCUGGUCCCGUUAUUGAUGCACCCACUGAACCCCAACUCGAACAACAACUUCCCUCCCUCGAUGAAACUACUCACAAGAAAAUACCCCUACCCCAGGAGGAGGACGAUGCUCCCGUUGUUGAGGACGUGAAAGAUGACGACAAAGAUGAAGCAGAUGACGAUGAAGACGAUGAUGAUGAUGAGGACGACGAUGACAAAGAAGACGGUGCUCAAGGUGGUGCUGAGGGUUCAAAACAAAGCCGAAGUGAGAAGAAGAGUAGAAAAGCAAUGUUGAAGCUUGGACUGAAACCUGUCACUGGCGUUAGUAGGGUCACAAUCAAGAGAACCAAAAAUAUUCUUUUCUUUAUCUCAAAACCUGAUGUUUUCAAGAGUCCAAAUUCUGAGACUUACGUCAUAUUUGGGGAAGCGAAAAUAGAGGACUUGAGCUCUCAGUUGCAGACACAAGCUGCCCAGCAGUUCAGGAUGCCAGAUAUGGGAUCUGUAAUGGCAAAACAAGAUCAAGGUGCGGCAGCUGCGAUACAACCUGAGGAGGAAGAGGAAGAGGUUGAUGAAACUGGUGUGGAGCCCCAUGACAUUGAUUUGGUCAUGACUCAGGCAGGAGUGUCCAGGAGCAAGGCCGUCAAGGCUCUCAAGACUCACAAUGGCGACAUUGUUGGUGCCAUUAUGGAGCUCACUACUUAAUUGGGUGUUGGGUUCAAUUGGGUCGCAUCCUCUUUGUAUCUUUUUUUGUGGAAUAAUUUUGGAACUAGUAUCUUCAAUUUACCAUAGCCAGACAAUAUCACCUUAUCAAGCGUCUAUAUGUUUAGGUUUACCAUUUGCCUGGUAAUUUUGUUGUUUCCUACAAAAUUCUGGGGUGACAUUAAAGAUCACAUCCUUAUUUUGACAGAACGAUCACAUGCUUGGUUAGAUAUGUUGUUUUUGUCUUCCAUAUACUCGGAACAACCUUCGGUAUGUUCCUGUUAUCUUUGAACCAAUGUUGUACUAGAAUUGUUGGUUUAGUUUAAUAUUAUUUUGCAGCUUUUCAGAUCUUGCGAUUGCAAGUAUUUUCA